AAAUAAAGUUAUUAUAAUUCAAACAACAUGGCGGCGCUCUGUGGUCCACCCGUGCUGUCGGACUGAAGUUUUUUUUAAGCUUUUUGCUGCAAAUAAAAAUCAGAGGAGGUAUGGCCACUGCAGGGAAGCCAGGAACUAAAAAGGAACUCAAGAGGCAUGUUCCAGCAAAGACCUCCUUCACCUCACCCUUCAGCCCUAAAUGGAACCCACUCUCCCAAGAAGACAUGCAUUUCAUCCUGAAAACCCUGAAGGACAAGCUGGUUUCCACGGGUCUUGAGAAGAAAGAGGUGAAAGUGUUUCGCCCGUGGAGGAAAAAGAAAGACCAGAAACCUGCUGCCCCAUCAGAACCCGCCCCACAGGUGAGCCAGGACCCACAGGUGAGCCAGGACUCUCCCAGAAACGGCUGGACAGAUGUGGCAGCCAGAAGACAACUGGCCAUUGGCAUCAACGAGGUCACCAAAGCUCUGGAGAGGAACGAGCUCAGACUGUUGCUUGUGUGCAAGUCCGUCAAGCCCACACACAUGACGAGUCACCUGAUAGCCCUGAGCGCCACCAGAGGCGUGCCGGCCUGCCAGGUGCCUCGGCUGAGCGAGAGCGUGUCGGAGCCACUGGGGCUGAAAAGUGUCCUCGCUCUGGGAUUCAGACAGUGUCUCUACAAAGGUGACGAGGUGUUCGCGGACACCGUUGACGCCAUUACACCCAGGGUGCCUUCACUGGAUGUCGCAUGGCUACAAGGUGCAGCGCCCAGGGUAACACCUGAAGACCCUGCUGAGAUGGAAGAGGAGGCUGGCGAGAAGAAGGGCCAGAAAAGGAAGCUUGAGAGUGAACGUGAGGAGGUCACAGAGUCCGCCUCCUCCUGCACUCUGCAGCCUCUCAAAGUGAAAAAAAUAGUUGCCAACUCUGCAAAGAAAAGACAGAAAAAGGCAGAGCCAGUCAAAUGAGAUAUUAAAACAACAGUUUCUAUGUUUUUGUUCUAGCUCAGUGGUUUCCAAUGUUUGUUUUUUGGCUUUUGACCACCUAAAAUGAGGCACUAGUGUGGGCAUGAGGUUUGUGGAACAUCUUUUUUUCCUUAUCCAAUUAAUCGACUUGUGUGACGCCUCAGAUUUGUUCUGGGAACUCUCCAACCCCCAAAGCUUUAUCCCACAUAUCAACUGAGAAUAUCAGUUUUUAGUUGUGAAUUGCAUUUUUCUGACAUUUUGGGCAGCCGUUGAUUUAUAAUUGUUUAAUAUUGUGUGUAAUUCAUUCCAGUGAACUAGAACUGAAACACUUUUCCUUUGUGAGGAUUUGCAGCUUUUUUGGGGGGAGGUUGGACUGUUGUUUGUA
This is a messenger RNA of Morone saxatilis (striped sea-bass), 1323 nucleotides long. RefSeq names its product ribonuclease P/MRP 38 subunit (gene rpp38). Gene Ontology annotation, cellular component: ribonuclease MRP complex; nucleolar ribonuclease P complex; fibrillar center. Gene Ontology annotation, biological process: tRNA 5'-leader removal. Bases 111 to 941 code for a protein of 276 amino acids. Lineage: Eukaryota; Metazoa; Chordata; Actinopteri; Moronidae. The transcript is spliced from 2 exons. Gene Ontology annotation, molecular function: ribonuclease P activity; ribonuclease P RNA binding. The record is from RefSeq and is a predicted model, not a curated record.